This is a messenger RNA of Rhineura floridana, 1969 nucleotides long. RefSeq names its product nei like DNA glycosylase 3 (gene NEIL3). Lineage: Eukaryota; Metazoa; Chordata; Lepidosauria; Squamata; Rhineuridae. Gene Ontology annotation, molecular function: zinc ion binding; DNA-(apurinic or apyrimidinic site) endonuclease activity; damaged DNA binding. Gene Ontology annotation, cellular component: nucleus. The record is from RefSeq and is a predicted model, not a curated record. Gene Ontology annotation, biological process: base-excision repair.
AUGGUCGAAGGUCCCGGCUGCACUCGGAACAAGGAAAUGAUCCGUGCCCGAGUGGCCCGGGGGCAGGUGGUGACACGCAUGCAGGAAACCGCAUUGCUGUCACCACCAUUCUGGCCUGCAACGACGGGAGGCGGUUCUGCUGCUGCUGCUGCUGCUGCUGCCGCUAUGACUGGGAAUAAGGUCCCUUGUCAAGACUUCUUGAGUAUGCUUAAUGGGUGUGUAUUCAGUGGUGUGGAAACUCUGGGGAAGGACCUUUUCAUGUAUUUUGGACAGAAAGCCUUGAGGAUCCACUUUGGCAUGAAUGGUUCUUUGCGUAUAAAUUUAGAGCAAAACAGAAGUGGAGCAUUGGCAGUCCUGGAAAUACAACUUACUGCUGAUUUGAUUUGUUUCUAUGAUGCACCUGUAGAGCUUAGGAACAUUGCUGAAAGUGAACAGAAAAUUAGAAUGUUAGAAGACUUGGAUGUUUGCUGUCCAAAAUUUAGCUUUUUAAGAGCAGAAAGUGAAAUUAAAAAGCAAAAGGGCCAUAUGUUAUGUGAUGUUUUGCUCGAUCAGGCAGUCCUACCUGGAGUGGGAAAUAUAAUAAAGAAUGAAGUACUUUUUGACAGUAGUCUCCAUCCUGCUGUUCGUGCUUGCCAGUUAACAGAUGAGCAAGUACAUCACUUGGUGAAAAUGACUCGGGAUUUCACACUACUCUUUUAUGAGUGUCGUAAAAUGGGAUCAGCAUUAUAUAAACAUUACAGAGUGUGCAAGCACUGUGGUCAAUGCAGAACAAAGAUCACUGUGUGCCACUUAGGAGAGAAUAACAGAAUGACAUACUUCUGCCCUCUGUGUCAAAAGGACAAACCUCAGCUUGUGGAUCCUGGCAGACUGCCAAGAAGAAAUAGUUUAAUUGGCUGGGCAUGCAGCAGGAGGUCAUGUUGCAAAGAACUAGUUGCUCAGAAAUGGGAAGGAGAGUGGGCCUGUACACUCUGCACUCUAAUAAACAAGCCUUCUAUCAAACUCUGUGAUGCGUGCCUGACUCCAAGGCCUGAACUUCAAGAAAUACAGAAGAAUGAUGCUUCAACCACCUUUAACAGCAGCUUAGUCAAGUACCCAUGUAAUAACUUUGGAAAGCCAAGGACAGAAAUUAAGAUCCAGAGGACAGAAAUUAAGAUCAACAGGAAAACUGUGUUUGGGACUACGACGUUAGUGCUGACGGAUUUUGCUAGUAAAUUAGCUCUGCCAAAACAUAAUGGAAGUGGAAGUCUAACUCCAGAUGGAAUCCCUCUGUGUGAUUCUUCAAGUAAUGAAUAUAAUAGUACCAACCACUAUGCAGUAAAUAUACCAGUAUCCUUCCCCCAUCAAUAUAAUUCUUUAAAGCCAGUGCAGAAGAAACAGAAGAUUGAUUACUCAUCUUAGUCUGUCGGGACCAUCAUUGAGAAUUUAACAAGCAGAGCCUCUCCAGUUAAUAUGAUAGAUGGCUCCUGCACAUUAAAUGCUGGCAGUCCUCGCUGCAGUAAACACAACCGCUUCUGUGUUCUUCGCGUUGUGAGGAAGGACGGAGAAAACAAGGGCAGGCAGUUUUAUGUUUGUCCUUUACCUAGAGACGCCCGGUGUGACUAUUUUGAAGUAUGUGAGAUUUGGGCAGACCUGCAUUUUCCCUUCUGCAAUCAUGGGAAGCACAGCAUUAUGAGGACGGUGUUGAAGAUUGGCCCUAAUAAUGGAAAGAAUUUCUUUGUGUGCCACCUUGGGAAGAACGAACAGUGUGACUUCUUUCAGUGGGCAGAAAAUGGUCCAGGAAUGAAGAUUAUCCCAGGAUGCUGAGCUAUUCAUCUCCAGUACACCGUCUGACGUUAAUCUUCUCAAACUGUGUGUACUAUACUGCUCUUCUCUGGGAGAUAUUUUAGGAGGGCCUUGAUCAUGCCUUCUAUUGUCUCUCCUUCUAACCGCUUCUGUGAUUUGUUUUAUCUAACAUUAGAAACUCACAUAU